Zootermopsis nevadensis is the source of this 1030-nucleotide messenger RNA. Its product is annotated as ejaculatory bulb-specific protein 3. NCBI's taxonomy places the organism in Eukaryota, Metazoa, Arthropoda, Insecta, Blattodea, Termopsidae. The record is from RefSeq and is a predicted model, not a curated record.
GAGGCCCUGUGAGUGAGCUAUCUCAGCUCUAAACUAGUUUAGACCUCCGGCUUUGAAGGCUAACUUCUAGCAGGAGAUGCUUUUAUAUGGGACUAGGUUACUAAGACAUCAGCGCCUGAGUGGAAACGAUGCUGUACCCGCUGACUGUCAUGGUGAUCGCAGGAGCGAUACAACUAUCAGCGUCUGCUUCGGAUACAAAGUACACCACUCGAUAUGACAACAUUGACAUUGACGGAAUUCUGAAGAGCGAACGUCUCCUGAGGAGUUACUAUAAUUGCCUGCUGGACAAAGGACCAUGCACUCGUGAAGGGCUUGAACUGAAGAAAACCAUACCUGACGCGCUGCUCACCGAAUGCAGCAAAUGCAGCGAAAUUCAGAAGACGCAAGCAGGCGUAGUGAUGGCUUUCAUUCAGCUGCACCACCGGGACAUGUGGGAUGGGAUCCUGAAUAAGUACGACCCCGAUAACACCUUCAGGAAGAAAUAUUUAAUUGAAAACGACGACGACGAUUAUGAGGACGAACAGAAUGACGCAUGAAGGAGAGGGGCACCGGUGUGUCCUGGGGGCAGCGCUCAUUUUGUGAACGUACCUUGUUUCCACGUUGUAAUUAAAAAACUUUUACUUUUAUUUUCAUAUGAUUUUAUUACAGUUUGUUUAUAAAAUCAUCACAAAUAACGGUGUAAUUUUCCGGGUAGUUCAUUUUAAUUUGUUUAAUUCUUCUUUAAUUUUGUAUUUGUUUCUGUCUUUAAAUUUAUUUUCUGUUUUGUUACUCCUUUGUUUCUUCUUUGUUAGCUUGCUUGUUGUAAUGCUAUCAACUACCAUAUUAUCAUGCGGACUGUUUAGUUUCUGUUUUUUUUUAAUAAUAUCUCUGGCAAUCAGCCGCGUCUUUUGUUUACACGAAGCUCACAGACGCUUCGGGAACCAUCUCCGCCCCCAAAAUCAGGGUUCUGAUGUGACAUCAUUGAUAAUAAUAACAAUAAUAAUAAUAUUUGAUUAAUAUUAUCGAAAUAUAUAAAUCAUGACCUUCCUCA